GGAUUUUCUGGCUGUUCGCGUUGGCGGAGAGAACGUCGAUGUCGGGACGCAUUCUGCGACAAGUCCGAGUCGCUCAGACGAUACCCUCUCCUGCUCUCGUUCUCCCUAGCCGUAGAUGCUAUGCUGUCGCCGUCGCCAAAGCCAGCAACCCGAAGCCUGACGCGCAGCCGGUAGCUGGGCCUAGCCACAGCAGGCCAGCGCAGGGCGAAGCAUGGCAAAGUAAAGCCCCGGAGGACAGCUCUCAAAAUGGUGGCACCGCCCUCGCACAAUCAUCCUCAUCACAGGCACCUGCCUCGCCAGCUGGUGCUCCACAGUUGCCCGAGACGCCGUCGGCCUUUCCGAAGGGUGUCGAGGAACACUUAGCGUCGGUCGUUGCUGCCGGCUUAGAACCCACUCAGAGCGACCUGGAGAAGUGCCGACCAGCCAAGCCUGCGCGGGCGGACUCGCCAGGCUAUGCGAAAGAGUACCAUGCAGUAGUAGACACACUGUGUCGUUGUUUCAGCAAGGCACAAUUGCGCAAGUUCAUAGCAGGCUGGGACGUCAAUUCCCGCCUCGCUUCUGCCAAUCGCAGGAAGGUCGACUAUGCUGAAUCCAUUGUGGAGAAGAUGUGGGGCUGGCCAAGCUUGAAGGAGGUUGAACGUGCAAAGAAGGACCGCACCGAAGCCUCAGCGAGAUCCUUCCCCGUUAAUGCAAGCCAGAUGUUCCUUAUCAUGGGCAAGGACGGUGCCGAUGUGUUGGAGAUGUCAAGGAGCUACAAUGUCCACAUUUCUCUGAAGACAGACCCGUUCGCACUGCAUGUAGAGGGAGUACGCGCUUCUUUGAAGAAAGUAGCCGAACGCAUUGACGCAAUCAAGAAAUCCAUCACCGAGGAAAUCUUUCGUCUACCCACAAAAGCACCCAUUGCCCCAGAUCUGCUGCAGCGAAUAUCGAGAUUGGCUGGAGCCUUGCUGGAGAAUAUAGGCUCAAAGGGUACAAUCCGAAUAUUGGCGAAAACUCCACGUAGCGCGGAUAUUGCGAAGAGAUUGGUAACUCGCGCUUGUCAUGAGCUACAAUUAGACCUUCAGCGGGAACGUCUGGCAUACCAACCCUCCUCGCCCACUGCCGAGGGUCCUGUGCCCAAUGCGUUUUCUCCCAGCGCCUAUGCCUUGUACCCGUUUCUGUCGCCCAAACCAUUGCCAUGGACAAUGAAUGCUGGAUCGACGUUUCGCAUGAGGCAUGUUGGAUCUUGGCUGAAGCGUGCCAAUGGCGAAGACAUCCAUGCCACGAAAGGCCUGGCAGGACGUGGAGGGCGUCUACUGACCACGACGAAAGACCUGCCUAGCUCGUCUACGAGUCAGCCGCCUUGCAGGCGAGUGGUUAAAGCUUCAACGGGACAUAUGCUUUUGAGCGCUUCUUCCCCUGCACAGCGAGUGUCACUCGUUCCACCACUCGCAGGGAAGCACACUCUCCACGAGCUGUUGGACUGGAUGUCUGCUCGCGGCGCCAGGACGGGAUUCGUGCCGAGUUUACCUGCCCCUUUGGUCAGCUCAUCUCCGACGACGGACAAGAUCAUCCAUCGGCUUGUCUACCGCGCAGUCCAGCCCACAACCACAGAAGGCCCACAUCAUGCCCAUGCUAACAAGUUCCUAUCUUUCGAUGUCGCCCUGGUCCAGCCCCGGGACGGUUUCGCCGAUGCUGAACUAUCUGACAGUUCAUCGCGCAUGUACACGGAACCCUCACAGGCAGACGACGAUCCGGCGGGCAACGAGGCUGCCAUCCCUGCCUUGUACACUGAACCUGAGUGUGUCACUGGUGUCGAGAGCGAAGUUGAUGUUAUGCUCCCCGAUCGACCGAUGGACAUACACUUCUCUGCUCAGAGCUCGACGUUAAUCACAUCCGACCAACAGCCUCCGGAGUUGCGAGCGUAUAUCAUCAGCCUUGGAGCGUUCUUGACAGAUGACAGUGCCGACGGCAAGCAGCCAGAUCCUCCUCUUAUGCUCUCCUUUGGCAGUGACACCUGGAUCAUGCACUCGAGUGCUAGCGUACGGCAGAGCAUCGAGACCAUCACGGUACCUUGUGGGACGCCUGCGACGGGAGAAGCAGGGCAUUCCAUGAGGGUGGUCAGCGAGAGCAUCCUGGAUCUUGAAAGCAAUCAGAAGUCCGCGCACUGCGAGCUCGUCUGCGAUGAUCCCACAUCUAUGGAAUCUUGGGGGCGUUUCCUGGCCAGCUGCGACGCCCUCACAUCAAUAUCUUAUCAACCAAUGGGUGACAGUGCAUUAGGGACACUCCGGAAAUGA
Messenger RNA from Fomitopsis serialis, 2276 nucleotides. RefSeq lists its product as uncharacterized. The transcript is spliced from 12 exons. Bases 39 to 2276 code for a protein of 745 amino acids. NCBI's taxonomy places the organism in Eukaryota, Fungi, Basidiomycota, Agaricomycetes, Polyporales, Fomitopsidaceae. The record is from RefSeq and is a predicted model, not a curated record.